CUCACGACAAUCUAACAACAUCGGUGAAAAUAAGUAAGAAGAGAGGUGAGCCUGUAACGGUAAUGAACUCGGCUCGGUGUUGGUCUGUAUGUUUCUGUUGAUGGGUUAAUUUAUUGUAAAGCUUUAUAGAAACGGUGGUGGUUAAGAGAAAAAGUGCUUGUGUGGCAGUUUAGUUAUAUUCUUAAUAUCAACUGUUUAUUAUUAUUAUUAUUGUUCUCUUUAUAAUUUUGAGCAAAAAAUGUUUUUUACAUAUUAAAAGUGACUAUAUUUGUGCAAAAAUUAAAGAUAAUCUCUUUUAUUUUUAACUUCUGCAUAAUUUAAUUCAAUUCCGUCUGCCUUCUAUAUCAGGUGAACCAGAAUGGCAGAAGCCCAUUCUGCUGUGGCAUUUUCAUUUGCCAUCACCCAUGAAGGACUUGAUGUCAAUUUUGAUCGUGAAGUUCUUCACUUGGUAUGGGAAUCAGGUGUAAGGUCUUGGAAAAAGAGAGUAGCAAGAUUUCAAAAUAGUAUACACAAUGGAGUGUACCCAGGACAUUACAGAUAUCUAUUUUUACUGAUAAGUUUAGCGAUAGCAUUCCAUUGGGCUGGAGUUAAAGUGCCUUUUAAUCUAACAAAUAGACUUCUUGAUAUUCUUCCAGGGGACACCCUUUUUUGGCAGUUAUCUGCUUGCUUCCUAACAUCUCUAGUCUUUUGGCUAACAGCGAUAUAUAUUCUUAGGUAUAUUUUAAAAUUGUUAUUUAUGUAUAAAGGAUGGAUGUACGAAUCAAGAGCUAGGGGCUCUACUCCUAGUCUAAAAACUAGAAUUUGGUUGGCUUUAGUGAAAAUAUUUAGCGGAUGGAAUACACCAAGAUUAUAUAGCUAUCAAGGAUCCUUACCAAGGUUACCUCUUCCAGAAGUGCACAACACUAUGCAGAGAUACCUUAAAAGCGUUAAAGCUUUAUUGGAUGAAGAACAAUAUGAACGUAUGGAAAAGUUAGCUACAGAAUUCGAAAACGGCAUAGGCAAAAAGCUUCAACGGUACCUUAUCCUAAAAUCAUGGUGGUCCACCAACUAUGUUUCAGAUUGGUGGGAAGAAUAUGUUUAUCUUAGAGGUAGAUCUCCAUUGAUGAUUAAUUCGAAUUUUUACGGCAUCGACGCCCUUCUAUUUCACCCUACUAAAAUUCAAGCUGCAAGAGCUGGUUCAGUAAUUUACUCUUUGCUAGUAUUCAGGAGGUUAGUUGAACGACAAGAAUUGGAACCUAUUCUAGUUCAAGGACUAGUUCCACUGUGUUCUUGGCAGUACGAAAGAAUUUUCAAUACUACCCGAAUACCUGGAAAAGAAACUGACAGAAUUGUUCAUUGGUUAGAUUCUAACCAUAUUGUCGUUUAUCACAAAGGAAGAUAUUUCAAAGUUAUUAUAUAUAAAGGAAGGAUAUUGAAACCAUGUGAAAUACAAAUUCAAAUUCAACAAAUUCUGGAUGACGAAUCGGAACCUUUACCCGGAGAAGAGAAACUAGCAGCUUUAACUGCUGGGGAACGAACCCAUUGGGCCACAGUUCGAUUGCAGAUGUUUAAUAAAGGUGUCAACAAAUCUUCUUUGGACACUAUUGAAAAGGCAGCUUUUGUUGUAGCUUUGGACGAUUUCCCUUACAAUUAUGACCCAGAAGACCCUUCCAAAUUAGAUCAAUACGGAAGAAUGCUGUUACACGGUAAAGGAUAUGACAGAUGGUUUGAUAAAUCUUUCACAAUGUGUAUAGGAACCAACGGACGCAUCGGUUUUAACGCAGAACAUUCUUGGGCAGACGCAGCAAUUAUGUCACACCUGUGGGAAUUCUUACUGACAGAAGAAAUCGGGGAAAGUCGAUAUGACGAAACCGGAAAUACAGUCGGUAAACCGGAAAUAGUACCGCCGACGCCAGUUCGUUUAAACUGGGAACUUAAGUUCGAAGCACAAGAUGCUAUUGAAAAAUCAGUCAGAGUUGCUAACGAACUUAUAAAAGACAUAAACUUGCGUAUAUUCGUUCACGAUCAUUAUGGUAAGGGUUUUAUGAAAACUUGUGGAAUUAGUCCUGACGCUUAUAUACAGAUGGCAUUACAAUUGGCGUAUUUUAGAGAUGCUGGAAAAUUCUGUCUCACAUACGAAGCUACAAUGACCAGAUUAUACAGAGAAGGUAGAACAGAGACCCUUCGUCCAGUUACUGUGGAUUCGGUUGCUUGGGUAAAAUCUAUGGAAAAUCAAAAUUCAAACGCCGAAGAAAGAGUUAGAUUGUUAAAAGCGGCUUGUAACUCUCAUCAAACCGGCUAUCAAGAUGCUAUGUGUGGAAAAGGAAUCGAUAGACACCUUUUCUGUCUUUACGUAGUUUCGAAAUAUCUAGAAGUCGAUUCACCAUUCCUCAAAGAGGUACUAAGUGAACCUUGGAGAUUGUCCACAUCACAAACUCCACACGGUCAAACGAGUCGUCUCGAUCUGAAGAAACAUCCCAAGUGUAUAUCCGCCGGUGGGGGCUUCGGACCUGUAGCAGAUGAUGGUUACGGUGUUUCUUAUAUUAUUGCUGGUGAAGAUUUAUUAUUCUUUCACGUUUCGAAUAAAAAUAGUUGUCCAACAACAGAUUGUCACAGAUUUGCUAAAAAAAUUGAAGAAGCCCUUACAGAUAUGAAAAAGAGUUUCCUCGAGUUCAGAACACAAACUGGGAAGAAAUAAUAUAAAUAAAUAUAGAAUUAAGUCAACGUAACUUUAUUUUUGAGAUUACAUUUUACUAAACUGACAUUGCGCAAAUAAACCAAUAAUUAUUAUAACUCUUCGAAUUUAUAUCAUGUACCAGUUUUUCAAAAAGUUGCUAAACUAAUUUUCAAUAUGACGAAGAAAUUUGUUGGAAAACAAUCGAAUAGUUGCAGAUGUACAUAAAAUCUGUGGUUUCAUUUUCUGUUUGGUCUACAAUUGCAGAUUUUUUGUUUAAAACUAAAAUUGUUAAGAAUCAAUUCAAUUAUAUCGCAAUUUAUUGUUAUUUUGUUAUAUUUAUGUAUGGAUUUCAAUUGAGUUUGUUUUGUAUAUGUGUACAAUCUGACAAUCAAAUAAAGUAUUAAUCUUCAAA
Diorhabda sublineata is the source of this 3068-nucleotide messenger RNA. RefSeq names its product carnitine O-palmitoyltransferase 1, muscle isoform (gene whd). The record is from RefSeq and is a predicted model, not a curated record. Gene Ontology annotation, biological process: carnitine metabolic process; fatty acid metabolic process. Lineage: Eukaryota; Metazoa; Arthropoda; Insecta; Coleoptera; Chrysomelidae. The transcript is spliced from 12 exons. Gene Ontology annotation, cellular component: mitochondrion. Bases 359 to 2677 code for a protein of 772 amino acids. Gene Ontology annotation, molecular function: carnitine O-palmitoyltransferase activity.